Paramisgurnus dabryanus is the source of this 4320-nucleotide messenger RNA. NCBI's taxonomy places the organism in Eukaryota, Metazoa, Chordata, Actinopteri, Cypriniformes, Cobitidae. The record is from RefSeq and is a predicted model, not a curated record.
UUGGCUCCACUGGAACUGUAAAACUGACUUUUAGCUUCACUUUGGAUUAAAAUAUGCCUCACAUCCCCUCACUGAAUUUACUGGAUCAAGAAUCAGCCCCUAAAAAUAAAGUACACGCUCCAUCUUCUCCUAAGGGACCCACAGAAAAAAUAUGUACUCACUCCCUUAAAAAGCCUGCUACAGUGCCCUUAGUAAGGAACGUAGUCAGGAUGGAGAGGGAGAAAGGCCAUUUGGGAUUCCCUGACUCCGUGUACUCUCAAGCUGCAGCUAUUUUCCAGAAGACUCAUGCCGAGAAAGACCUUGUGCGCGGAUUCAUUCGCUAUGGGUCCAGUGGUGUAGAAGAUAGCUCUGGAUUUGUUGCCGGUGGUGAUGCCGGCGUCAAGCAGAAUGAGCACUGGGCGUAUGAUCUGGGAUUUAACGCCCUGAAAUACCAAGACCUUCUAGAAGACAUCCUGAUUGACAGCCUCUUUUACCGUUCACAGCAAAUGCCAGAUGACCUUAUGGCUCUUGUGAUGGUCUUACUCUAUGACAUUCUGAACAGAAAGUUCCAACCCAGAGAACCAAUGAAAAAAGCAGAGGGGGGACUUAUAAAGGAAGUAAGGCAGGUAGAGGACAGCCUGUAUAGGUUCAAGACAAAACUGGACGCCUGUCUGGCUCACUGUAGAAUAAAGCAGAAUUUGAUAACCAUUGAUAACUUCCUGCCACAGGUUGUCAGGGGAAAACAUCGAAGAAAGCAAACACUACCUCUCUACGCCUGGAUCAACACCCUUAAAGCGAGCAUCGAAAACGUGUGUGAGGUUCUGAGGACAGAAGGUUAUACUCGGGUGGAUUCACACACACAGCUUUUAGGAAAUGUGUUUUGUAAAGACAGACACUGCUCUAAUGUACUACUGUUUCCCAGAAGUGUCCAAAAACGACUGGAGAAAUGCAAACUUAUAACAGAAUACAUACUCAUAAUACAGGAUAAAUCUCGCAGUCUUGUAGCAUGUGCGGUUCGUCCACUGUUAACAGAGAAGAGUGAUGUUCUGAUGGUCGGGUCCUUCUCCGCUCUUACUGUGGCCCAUGUGGCUGUCCAAGCUGCUGCCCGGUCUGGAUGUGUACGUGUAUGUGGGGUCUUUAACCCCACACUUCAAGAGGAAUUACAAACAACUUUGUCCUCUAUUGGCUGCACAAAUGUAAAACUGCUGUCUGAUGACUUUCAUGAGCUGAAUGAAUGGGAUUCACGCAUUCAGAAGGUUCAGGUGAUUGUUCUGCUUCCACAGUGUUCGGCAUCAGCACUGUGCAACCCUGUUGAGUUCAUCCUCAAUGAAAAUGGAGAUAGAGGGCUGCUACAUGGUUUAUCUAAAGGUAGCAUCUCUGACAGUAAGCUGGAGGAAUUGGUUGCCAAACAGAUGCAAUACCUCAGCCGUGCGCUCACCUCUUCUAAGGUGAAAGCUGUUGUGUACUGCACAUGCUCUGUGUAUCCAGAGGAGAAUGAACUACUGGUGAAGAGAGCGCUGGAAAAGGCAGAAAGUAAAGCAAAAGCACUUCCCUUCAGGCUGGUUAGUGCAGGAUGGGGCGACAGGGAAGAGAAAUUUUUCAAAACAGAAGCAUCUGACUCCACAAAUGGCUGCUUUCUCUGCGUGAUGAAGCGAGGGCAGGACUCAGCAGAGGUGGAAACAGUGCAGGAUAUUUUGGCACGAGCUGCUGCUAAAGGUUUGCUGGGAGGGCUGAUGCCUCCUGACCCUCUGAAUGGAGAGAAACAGAAAAAGAGAAAAAAACACAAAGAUUCCUCACUAGCUCCUCCCUCGGUCUCUUUGAUUAAGCCAAUCACACCGGUGAAGACCAGUCUGAGUCUGGAGUACGACAUACUUACCGCUUCUGCCAGACAAACUGAUACCAUUCAAAAUCACACUUCUCUGAAUCACAGUCCCAUAGAUCAGAUUUCAGUUAUGGAUGGCACUUCCAGCUCUACUAAACCUUCUAAUGUUCAGUACCAAGCAUCCAAUGAAAUAACUCAAUAUCCUACUGUUCAAAAGAAGCAAUCAAAACCCCAGAAGCCUCAUACUAAAGCUCCUAAGCAGUCCAGGAGAAAAAAGACGAGCAAGUCCCACACAAAUAAAGAACAUCAGAGCAGGACUCAUCAGCCAUCAAGCACGAAACUGUUGCACCUUCGGCCAUCUCAACACACUACAGCACCUCCCAAACACAAUUCUCAAACCAAACCGACUACUUUCAGAACUCCAGCGUCAACAUACAGCAGAGCCGUAUCUCAGGAAACACUGAUUUCAUUACAGGAAGUGCUUAAUCCGAAACAGGAAGUUAUCGCAUCAAAGGUUGUCAGGUUGGAAAAGGAGUUCUCUCUCCCUCCUGUUUCUCAGCUCAGUCGUGCACACCUCUCUUCAUCUCUUAAUCGUAUGUACUCCUCCGCCUCCUCUAGUUUCUCCACCCCUCUUUCUUCAACCAGCAGUAUCGGGAAGAGCCCAGACUCCAUGGUUUCACAUUCACGAGCAUGGCGCUGAGCUACAAAAUGUUCAUUAAUACACAUCCCAUUUUAGGUUAUUUUAAACCCAGUGAUUGGGUUUGUCCAUUUUUCACUAACCAACGAUCCAUAAUUUUUUUAGUGUAGCAAAAAUACGUCAUGUUUAACUCAUGUUGUAUCCAGGUGGUUGUGGUUGGCUAGUUAGCUCUGGCAGAUAACAUAAACUAAAAAAGCAUCAUUAAAGAGAUAGUUUAUUAACUCACCCUCAUGUUAUUUUAACCCCCAAUGUCUCAUUUUGUUUCACUCCCCUCCACCAAACCCUGUUGUAUUGUUUGCCUUCAGGACACUUAAAAUAUACAUCACAAAUUGAGUGGUAUUAUUCAUUUAACACUUUUGGGUCCUUUUGAAGCUUAAAGAGGUGGUCACCAUCCACUCUCAUAGUAAACCCGAAACCCCCAAACAACGUGGGGUGAUCAAACGACAUGAGGGUUAGUAAAUAAUGACAAAAUUCUUGUUUUGGGCUAAACUAUCCCUUUAAGAGCCAUCCAAAAGUAGCUAUUCUUAAAAAAUAGCUUUACGUAUUUAACAGAGAUGGAUAAAUUCAUACAAAGUUGAUCAUACAAAAAUUGUGAAUGUUCGAAAAAAGAAUUCUACCCCACCCUCACCCAGAUGCGAAGCCUAAUCCCAACAUCAAAGGGUGAUAGAAAAUAGUAAAAAAAUACAAAUUUGAAAAUUCAUACGAAAUAGCCACCUCCUAAAAUAUGUGCAAAUUGCAGAAGGGAUUGUUCAGUUUUUUUCAUACAAAAAUGUUUGAAUAUAAGAAUAUUUUUUUUUAUUAUACCCAACCCUGACCCCAACCCUAAACUCAACGUCACAGGGUGAAAGAAAAUAGUACAAAAAUGUACGAAUUUGAAAGUAUGAAUUAAUACGAAAUAGCCACCUCCUAAAAUAUGUGCAAAUUGUUGAAGAAAUUGUUUUCAUUUUUUCAUACAAAUAUGUUUUAAUAUUAGAAAAAAAUAUUAAUUAUACCCCACCCCUCAUCUCAAUUUCACAGGGUUUAAGAAAAUAGUCCAAUAUUGUACAAAUUUAUACGUAUGGAUUCAUACAAAAUAGCCACCUCCUAAAAUACUUGCAAAUUGCUGAAGAGAUUGUUCAGUCCUAUUCAUACAAAUAUCCUCAAAUAUUAAUUUAACCCUCACCCUGACCCCAACCCUAAUCCCAAUUUCACAGGGUGAAAGAAAAUAGUAAAAAUAUUACGAAUUUGAACAUACAAAUUCAUAUGAAAUAGCCACCUCCUAAAAUAUGUGCAAAUUGCAGAAGAGAUUGUUCAGUUUUUUUCAUACAAAAAUGUUUGAAUAUUAGAAUUUUUUUUUAUUAUACCCAACCCUUACCCCAACCCUAAACUCAAUGUCACCGGGUGAAAGAAAAUAGUACAAAAAUGUACGAAUUUGAAAGUACGAAUUCAUAUGAAAUAGCCACCUCCUAAAAUAUGUGCAAAUUGUUGAAGAAAUUGUUUAGUUUUUUAUACAAAUAUGUUUUAAUAUUAGACAAAAUAUUAAUUAUACCCCACCCCUCAUCUCAAUUUCACAGGGUUUCAGAAAAUAGUCCAAUAUUGUACGAAUUUGAAUUCGACUGGAUUCAUACAAAAUAGCCACCUCCUAAAAUACUUGCAAAUUGCUGAAGAGAUUGUUCAGUUCUAUUCAUACAAAUAUAUCCUCAAAUAUUAAUUUAACCCCCACCCUGACCCCAACCCUAAUCCCAAUUUCACAGGGUGAAAGAAAAUAGUACAAAAUGUACACAUUUUAAAGUACGAAUAUCUUUAAAUAUAAAAAAUAUAUAAAUUAUACCUCACCCUGACC